UUGUUAUAUAUUUUUUUCUUCUAUCUUCUCCUCCUCCUCCUCCUUUCUGGCCUCCAAGAAAUCCAAAUCCACAUUUGCAGAGGCAAUAUGUAAUUGAAUAUAUAUUACUAUAUAUAUACAUAGCAAAUUCAUAGCAUGAGGGUUCAUCCUAUGUCCCUGAAACGAAAUAUUGCUAUUCGUGAAGGAAUCGGGUCGGGUUCAGAUUCGGAGCAACGGGAACAAAUUUUAGCAGCAAUGGAAGGGAAUCCAAUGAAGAAGCUACGAAAAUUACCUCAUGUAUUCGGGAAGGUUCUAGAACUUCCGUUUCGUUCCGAUGCUGACGUGGCGGUUGAGGAAGGUCCGGAAUUCUUCCGUUUCGUGGCGGUGAUGGAAUUCGACGACGGCGGAAGCGGCGGAGCGGGAGGUGUUAGGGUGCAGGCGGUUGAGAUUCAUACUGGUAUUACGAAGAUUGUGGUGAGAAAUGGCGCCGGAGAUGGCGGAGUUGAUGGCGGAAUAGAGGAGCUGUUGUUGGAAGAGCUGAAGGUGGAUACGUGGAGGUUCAGAUUGCCGGCUACGACAAUGCCGGAGCUGGCUACGGCUGUGUUUGUGGACGGUGAGUUAAUUGUGACGGUGCCAAAAGCUGGCCGUGGCGGCGGAGAGUUCGCCGACGGUAGAGAUGUUUGGGGUGGAGGUGGCCGGCUUGUUCUUGUACAGUAAGUAACCAGAAUAUUUAAAAAAAAAAUCAUUAAUAUUCUAAAAUCAGAUUUUCUUAAAUCUCCAUAAAUAAUAAUAAUUGUUGUACAUUAUGGUUGACUCGGGGAACUUUAUUCUCCAUGUAAAUUAUAAUAAUAAUACUAAUAUUCUUAUAUUUUUCUCGUUUAUAAA
Molecule: messenger RNA, 864 nt
Organism: Solanum pennellii
Lineage: Eukaryota; Viridiplantae; Streptophyta; Magnoliopsida; Solanales; Solanaceae
Exons: 2
Coding region: 136-696 (186 amino acids)
Source: RefSeq, a predicted model, not a curated record